Molecule: messenger RNA, 962 nt
Organism: Neurospora tetraspora
Lineage: Eukaryota; Fungi; Ascomycota; Sordariomycetes; Sordariales; Sordariaceae
Exons: 3
Coding region: 224-856 (210 amino acids)
Source: RefSeq, a predicted model, not a curated record
GUCAACACUAGGCACCAAACCCCUCAUAUCUAAUCCCUCAGAUCGAGAUAUCGAUUUUUAACACCAAGCAUUUGAGCCUCUGCCUACGAGAAGCGAUCGGUAUCAAACACUUCAUCUACGCUAUCAGACAGGCAAUACGCAAUAUCCGCCGUACGGGUAUACUAGUACCAUUCUCAGUCGUGGCCGUACAAGCUCCUCUCCCGGUAGCCGAACCUUGAUUACCAUGGACGUUAAUGAAGGCAUUUAUUUGGCGGUAUGGACCACUGUCUUAUGUCUUUUUGUCUGUGCGACCGCCGCUUGGCUUUGGUUCUAUGCGCCAGCGGGUUCCGGUACCGCACCGUCGUCUCCAACGAAGCCUGCUUCAGAUUCUACACGAUCCACGCAGCGAGGCGUCCAUCUCAAUCAAGUCAACAAGGACAAUGGAGACACCGACAUUGACAUUAUUGCUAUCCAUGGCCUCGAUACAAAAUCACCGGAUACGUGGACAUGGCGGGAUCGGCGGAAUCCCAGCGGCGUCAAUUGGCUAGCCGAUUUGCUCCCGGUCGACGUAGAAAAGGCACGUAUCUUUACACUGGACUGGCCUGCCGAGCUACUUCAACCGUCAGAUUUAGUCCCGAAGCUUGAUGGCGAGAUCGUUACGCUCCUAAUUGAUGGCAUCGACAGAGAACUCUUGGCAAAGAACAAGAUAAAAGACAGACCAAUCCUCUUUAUCGCUUCUUGUCUUGGGGGGAUCAUCUUAGUGAGGGCUCUCACAACCGCCGCCGAUCAUGAAUGCACCACGAGCUGUUAUUGCCUCAGGAAAGCAACACGUGGCAUUAUCUUCCUCGCUACCCCGUUCCGAGGGACUUCGUUCUAAGAGGUAGCUCACUGGGCAGAUCCAGGUCUGACCGCAUGGGCAUUAAUCCGCGACCGAAAAGUGAGCAAGCUACUCGAUAGUGUGAAAGGAUCGACCUUUGAUCUUG